UCCACCCCCGCCCUCUUGAUGAGUUUGGCGUUCCCCACAUGGUUGGUUAUCUCGAGAGGCAACCAUCAUCCCAUCAUAUCAUCCUAUGCACAAGAAGUAAUGAUGUACAUUUUUUUUCAAGCAAGUUUCCUUUGGUAGUUAAAAUGGCCCCCGCUCGCCUCUCAAAGCCGGAUGAGCAAAUGGAGUUUGCUCCUCCAUUCUAUCCAUUCUAUCGACAUCCCUGGGGUGUAAUAUUCACGGAAAGAGAGGAUGGGGAUGGGGGAUGGUCGCGUCUUUGUGUGUGUCAAUCUAUCGUAAAUUUCAAUCACGCAACAAACCUAUUCAAAUGGAUCAAAAUGGUGCUGCUACGCUACAUAAACAUUUUCGCCUGUUUCUAGGAGGUCGUGGUAUCAAAAACAUGUAUGAUUAGAGAGAGGAGAGGCAUUGAUGGAUGGCGCUUGGAGGGGGGGUCCAGCUUUGUUAUUUUUUCCAUUCUCUCGAUCCGAACUCAUGUUGCCGGGAUGGAAGCCUCGAGGUUUGUCUUAAAGGACUACUGUGAAGCUGUGAAGCUGUGAAGCUGUGAAGCUGUACGGGCCAUCCAUACCCCGCAUGAAAUGAAUAAUGUUGGUCGCAAUGUACUCCGUACAUACGUGUGUAGUUGUGUAUGAUGAAAUAAUUAACUUUAACUAAACUAGC
This is a messenger RNA of Blastomyces dermatitidis ER-3, 675 nucleotides long. RefSeq lists its product as uncharacterized. The coding region runs from base 39 to 377 and encodes 112 amino acids. Lineage: Eukaryota; Fungi; Ascomycota; Eurotiomycetes; Onygenales; Ajellomycetaceae. The record is from RefSeq and is a predicted model, not a curated record. The transcript has a single exon.